This is a messenger RNA of Oncorhynchus tshawytscha (Chinook salmon), 1712 nucleotides long. Its product is annotated as B-cell CLL/lymphoma 7 protein family member A-like. The transcript has 6 exons. The record is from RefSeq and is a predicted model, not a curated record. Bases 457 to 1041 code for a protein of 194 amino acids. Lineage: Eukaryota; Metazoa; Chordata; Actinopteri; Salmoniformes; Salmonidae.
UAGCAACUGUUCAAGCAAGAUUCAAAACAUAAUUGUAAGCAUAAGAGAAACCCAACAUUUUAUUUUGUUUAGAAGUAGCCUAAUAUAAACGUAAAUGUAGGCUGUUUAAUGGGCGCAGAUAAUGAUGGCUGCUGUCGCGAAGAGUCCUGCGUAAUAAUAUAAAUAGUCACUUUUGCCACGAGUACUAUCGUGCAAAAAAAUAAUUACCCUUUGUUUCACCUAUAAUAUUAUUUCAGACUCUUCAGGCAAAGUUUUCCAUAGUUGAGUUUGUGUGGCUUUGUUCUGCUGUCUGUAUUACUGCGGGGAAACAAGGCGCAUCUCUGCAGCGGGCCCUACUCGCUCCUCUCCACUUGGCGCAAGCGCGCUGGCUCCUCUGUGCGCUCUGUACGGUGUGUUUGCAUUGUGUCAGAACUGCCGGCGAGCUUUAAAAUAUUUCCAAUCCUUCCAACCGCGGCAAUGUCGGGCAGGUCCGUACGAGCCGAGACUCGAAGCAGGGCGAAAGAUGACAUCAAGCGGGUUAUGGCCGCGAUUGAGAAAGUACGGAAAUGGGAGAAGAAAUGGGUGACAGUUGGAGACACAUCCCUGAGGAUCUUCAAGUGGGUUCCAGUUACUGAGCCCAAAACAGCAGAUGAAAAGAAGAAGGGGAAGGAUGAGAAGUAUGGGUCAGAAUUGACCACACCAGAGAACAGCUCUUCUCCUGGGAUGAUGGACAGGAAUGACGACAACAGUAACCAGAGUUCUAUCGCUGAAUCCUCCCCUGUCAGGAAACAGGAAACCAGCACUAGCCCAGCCCCCGAACCCACCACCGUAUUCCAUGGCGACAACAGUGAGGCCAAUAGCGACCAGAGCCCUGACUGCAAGAGGGUGAAGAGCAACCCAUCAGAGAGAGGACAGAGGGACAAGAGAGACAGCAGCCAGACUUCCUCGGGAGAAAAGGACACCUCAGACAGCCGCAAAGCCACUCUGGAUCCGGAGGAAGAGGCUCCUCGCAGUAAGAAGAACAAGCAGGAGUCUCCAUCUCAGGACUACGAGGAGAAAUAGUCACACUGCAUCCUUUCUUCUCUCUAUCCUCUUCCUCCCCCACGUAGCCCCUAACACUCCUCUGAGCAGAGGGAGAAAGGACUUUACCUCCCUUCACUGAGCCCCUCUUCUCUUCUUCCACACUCACUAAUGCCAAGAGUAGCUCUGUGAUCCAGCCUGUUAUCCCCUCCAUGACCAGGGGUUACGCAGUGUGCUCAGCUCAGCCAGAAGAGAAAAACACUACGGCGUCUCAAAAUGGACAAACUGCUAUUGACGCUUUUUCUCAUUUUUUUAAGCAAAGGUCUUUUAAGGGAGUAUGCAAGCACACUCGUUCGGUUUGGCUAGCCAAGUUCGGCUAAGCACCAGCCGAACUGAAGCAUGCUGACGCCUUAAGGGCAUCUUCUAACCCAAGAGCCACGUCAAACCUCCCCCUAACUCACCUCUGGUUGAUACAGUGUUUGUUUAGGUCAGUUUCCAGUUGUUACAUUUAGUUUUGGGGUUGUUUUUUUUUAGCUCAGGAGGGUCAAUACACUGCUAAGAUAUAAUGUCACACAAACAACACACCAUGGUUUUACUGCUGCUGUACUGGGUGUGGAUUUGUGGAUGUUUUUUACAAAAUGGCUUCUGAAAGUAUUCACCCCCUUGGCAUUUUUCUAUUUUGUUGCCUUAUAACCUGGAAUUAAAAUAGAUUU